AUGAACAUCAUCAAGUUACAGAGAAAGUUUCCUGUUUUGACACAGGAAGAUAUCUUCCAGACCGUUGAAAAGUUUCGGGAAAUCGACGUUGAAGACAAUGGAUGGGUAGAAAAGGGUCAAUUGCUAGCAGCAGUAUCGAAGUCCGGGGAGGCUUCUUACGAUGAGGCUAGAGAGACUCUCAAACAGGUCGGGGUGGAUGCCUCGGGUCGUGUAGAGUUGGACGACUACGUUGAGCUCAUUGCUAAGCUCAAGGAUACAAAGAUUGGGCCUCCUCCAACCACCAGUUUUCAGACCGCUUCAGCUCCCGUAAACGUUGCCGUAACACCAGUGCGUACCGGAUUACAGCACACGGGAACCGGAGCACAGGCCAAGAUUAUCGUUGGUGGCUCCACUACAGGCAGUCAACACACCAUCAAUGAAGAAGAAAGGACAGAAUUCACAAAACACAUUAACAGUGUCUUGGCUGGGGACUCCGAUAUCGGGUACAAGCUGCCCUUCGCUACUGACACUUUCCAGCUGUUUGACGAAUGUAGAGACGGUCUGGUUUUGUCGAAAUUGAUCAAUGACUCGGUGCCAGACACUAUUGACACAAGAGUUUUGAACUGGCCUAAAAACGGCAAACGUCUCAACAACUUUACCGCGAGCGAAAACGCCAACAUUGUUAUCAACUCUGCCAAGGCUAUUGGAUGUGUCGUUGUGAACGUGCAUUCAGAGGAUAUCAUUGAGGGUAAAGAACACCUUAUUUUGGGUCUUAUUUGGCAAAUUAUCCGCAGAGGUCUAUUGAGCAAAAUCGAUAUCAAGCAUCACCCAGAACUGUACCGUUUGCUAGAAGACGACGAGACCCUUGAGCAAUUUUUGAGGCUUCCUCCCGAGCAAAUCUUGCUCCGCUGGUUCAAUUACCAUUUAAAGCAGGCUGGUUGGGAGAGAAGGGUUAGCAAUUUCUCCAAAGAUGUGGCUGACGGUGAGAACUACACCAUUCUUUUGAACCAGUUGGCCCCAGAAUCGUGUUCGCGCGCUCCUUUACAAACCUCCGAUCUAUUACAAAGGGCGGAGCAAGUUUUGCAGAACGCCGAAAAGUUGGAUUGCAGAAAAUACUUAACCCCUAGUUCUUUGGUGGCUGGCAAUCCAAAGCUAAACUUGGCGUUUGUUGCACAUUUGUUCAACACACAUCCUGGAUUGCAGCCCAUCGAAGAGUCUGAAAAGCCAGAAAUUGAAGAAUUUGAUGCCGAAGGCGAAAGAGAGGCAAGGGUUUUCACUUUGUGGCUCAAUUCGUUAGACGUCGAUCCUCCUGUGGUAUCGCUGUUCGAAGACUUGAAAGACGGUUUGGUCUUGUUACAGGCUUACGAUAAAGUGAUGCCUAGUGCUGUGGACCAGAAAAAUGUCAAUAAACGUCCUGCUUCAGGAAAUGAGCUCUCUAGAUUUAAGGCUCUAGAAAAUACCAAUUACGCUGUGGAUUUAGGUAAAUCUCGUGGAUUCUCACUGGUAGGUAUUGAAGGUUCAGACAUCGUCGACGGUAAUAAGCUUCUCACCCUCGGCCUAGUAUGGCAAUUGAUGAGGAGAAACAUUGUCAACACGAUGAAAACUCUGGCCACCAAUGGCAAAGAGCUCAGCGAUUCCCAGAUUCUGAAAUGGGCUCAAGAACAAGUCACGAAGGGUGGGAAAACCUCACAUGUCAGAUCUUUCAGCGAUUCUGCUUUGUCCAGUGGUCAUUUCCUCUUGGACGUGUUGAAUGGGAUUGCGCCUGGUUAUGUUGAUUAUGAUCUAGUGACUGCUGGUUCUACGGAAGAAGAUAGAUACGCCAACGCUAGAUUGGCUAUCUCUAUUGCGAGAAAGUUGGGUGCUCUAAUUUGGCUAGUUCCGGAGGACAUCAACGAGGUCCGUUCGAGGUUGAUUUUAACGUUCGUCGCUUCGCUGAUGGCCUUGAAGCAAUGA
Molecule: messenger RNA, 1932 nt
Organism: Lachancea lanzarotensis
Lineage: Eukaryota; Fungi; Ascomycota; Saccharomycetes; Saccharomycetales; Saccharomycetaceae
Gene: SAC6
Product: LALA0S07e05600g1_1
Exons: 2
Coding region: 1-1932 (643 amino acids)
Biological process (GO): actin filament bundle assembly; actin filament network formation
Cellular component (GO): actin filament; cytoplasm; actin filament bundle
Molecular function (GO): actin filament binding
Source: RefSeq, a predicted model, not a curated record